Penicillium roqueforti is the source of this 471-nucleotide messenger RNA. Its product is annotated as ankyrin repeat domain-containing protein. The transcript has a single exon. Gene Ontology annotation, molecular function: protein binding. The record is from RefSeq and is a predicted model, not a curated record. NCBI's taxonomy places the organism in Eukaryota, Fungi, Ascomycota, Eurotiomycetes, Eurotiales, Aspergillaceae. The coding region runs from base 1 to 471 and encodes 156 amino acids.
AUGCACGCAAUCCAAACUGCAGGUCCGCGCGUCAUCAUGCUAAUGGUUGUCCUGAACAAAUCCGAGCUAGAUCGGCCGAUCCUCGGCAAUAACCACCAGACGGCUUUGUUAUUUGCCGUCAGACAUGGAAGUAUGGCAUCGAUAAAGAUUCUUCUUGCUGCCGGUGUUGAUGUCAAUGCCAGAGAUGAUAAAGGGAUUACUCCAUUGGCAUUAGCGGCAAUUCGCAGGGAUGAAUACAAGGUUGCGCUGUUGCUUACUGUUAAAGGAGUCGAUCCAAACCCCCACGAUAAAUAUGGGCACUCGCCAUACUCUUGGGCACUACAUUCCGGAGACGAGAGCGUCUUGUAUGUUCUCCGAGAGUAUGCCGAACGGACGGGGAUCCCUUUGAAGGGAAUGAAGACCCAGGAGGAGUGGGCUGCAGAGGGCGACGAACCAUGGGAUUUACACUCACGACCUGUAUAUUCGUUGUAA